AUGUCGUCAUUUAACCCCCACGACCACCUCGUUAAGCAAGGCUGGAAGGGAAAGGGUACUGCCCUUAAGCAUGGCCAUGCUACCCGCCCCAUUCCUGUGGUUAUGAAGAAGAACCUCGGUGGUAUCGGCAAGGACCGCGACGAGGCGAUUCCCUUCUGGGACCACAUCUUCGCGUCCACCGCCGCCUCCAUUGCUUCUGGUGGUUCCUCGGGCACUUCGACCCCCACUACCCCAGCCAAGCCGACCAUGACCAUUCAGGCCCGCAGCGGACGUGAGAUUGCUCGCAGGAAGCUGUACUCGGGCUUCUUCCGGAGCACCACCGGCACGCCCAAGCCCUUUGAGGAGAGCGAGACACCGAGCUCUAGCGGCAGCAGCGGCUCUGGUUCUGGCUCGUCCACCCCUGCGGAGUCUACCCCGGCCCCAGCACCGACUCCAACUCCCGCACCCGCACACGACGUUACCGGCAUCCGCAAGGCCAAGGAGAAGUCCAAGUCCAAAUCUAAGGACCGUAGCAAGGACACGGGCGAUAAGGGCGACAAGGCCGAGCGCCGGGCCGCAAAAGCCGCAAAGGCAGAGGCCAAGGCCGCAAAGGCGUUGUUGAAGGCCGAGAAGGAGGCGAGGAGGGCAGCGCGGUUGGCCAAGCGCGAGACCAAGGCGGAGAAGAAGGCGGGAAAGGAGGCGAAGGCGGAGGCCAAGGCGGAUAAGAAGAGGAGUAAGGAGGACAAGAAGAGCCAAAAGGAGGCCAAGGAGGACACCACCACCAAGGACGAGGAGAGCGCAUAG
Messenger RNA from Apiotrichum porosum, 783 nucleotides. RefSeq lists its product as uncharacterized. NCBI's taxonomy places the organism in Eukaryota, Fungi, Basidiomycota, Tremellomycetes, Trichosporonales, Trichosporonaceae. The transcript is spliced from 3 exons. The coding region runs from base 1 to 783 and encodes 260 amino acids. The record is from RefSeq and is a predicted model, not a curated record.